Clavispora lusitaniae ATCC 42720 is the source of this 1413-nucleotide messenger RNA. It is a transcript of the gene VAN1, whose product is annotated as Van1p. Gene Ontology annotation, cellular component: mannan polymerase complex. The record is from RefSeq and is a predicted model, not a curated record. Gene Ontology annotation, biological process: protein N-linked glycosylation; cell wall mannoprotein biosynthetic process. Gene Ontology annotation, molecular function: alpha-1,6-mannosyltransferase activity. NCBI's taxonomy places the organism in Eukaryota, Fungi, Ascomycota, Pichiomycetes, Serinales, Metschnikowiaceae.
AUGUACAUCAUUUUACUAACCUCCAGCCACAACAGCAGAUUCCAUCCCCGAAGACCAGGAAAAGGUCUCACACGCGCCUUGUGGGCUGCAUGUGUCUUUCUACUAUUUUUGUGGGUCAUUUUAAGACGCUCCAACUCGCAUGAAGCGUCUUUCCCAGCGACAGACGCUGUACUUCAACAAGUGGAGGCGGAAGAGAAAAGCCACCAGCUAUAUACAGCCACCAAAGACGGCAUCACAGAAGAAAAUUUGGAUCUACUCUCCGAGGAGGAACGAGACAAAUUGUACCGCGAUACGGUGGAAUUCUACGAUCUCAACGAAUAUGACGGAGAGCCCGAUGGUGAGAAAAUUGGCGACGCCAAGGGCGAUGUGGUUUUGUUUUUGAUGCCGCUCCGGAAUGCGGAGCAUGUAAUGCCCAUGGCUUUCCAAAACAUCAUGAACUUAACAUACGACCAUCUGUUGAUUGAUAUUGCAUUCUUGGUGUCGGACUGUCUGCCAGGGGACACGACGUUGCAGACGUUGUUCGAGUAUCUGAUUUUGUUGCAAAACGGCACAUUGGCUGACCAUUUGUUAGCCGAGGAAGAACGCAAAAGAAACGCAAACGUGCGGGCCACCAGCGACUUGUACAAAUUGUACAUGGACCACGAUUACAUGGAGAACGUGCGCAAGGCAUACGACCCCUCGUCCCAACACGCGGGAUACAAAACUCCUUUCCGUUCUGUGUCCAUCUACGUCAAGGAUUUCGGCCAGGUGAUUGGACAGGGCUUUAGCGACCGGCACGCAGUGAAAGUUCAGGGAAUCCGACGCAAAUUGAUGGGCCGUGCGCGUAACUGGUUGACGGCCAGUGCUUUGAAGCCGCAUCAUUCGUGGGUCUACUGGAGAGACGUGGAUAUAGAAAUGUGUCCAGGCACUGUGAUUCAGGACAUGAUGAAGUUCAACUACGAUGUGAUGGUGCCCAACAUUUGGCGGCCUUUACCCACAUUCUUGGGCUCGGAGCAAGCGUAUGAUUUGAAUUCAUGGGUGGAGUCUGACUCUGCUUUGGACUUGGCCAAAACUUUGGACGAGGACGAUGUGAUUGUCGAAGGAUACGCCGAGUACCCUACCUACAGAGUGCAUUUGGGAUACAUCCGUGGCAUGAGCGACAAUCCGGACGAGAUCUUGGACCUCGAUGGUGUGGGUGGAGUAUCUAUCUUGGCCAAGGCAAAAAUCUUUCGCCAGGGCGUUCACUUCCCGGCAUUCACUUUCCGCAACCACGCUGAGACGGAGGCGUUUGGAAAAAUGGCACGGGCCAUGGGCUUCCGCGUGGGGGGCUUGCCCAACUACACCAUCUGGCAUAUUUACGAGCCCAGCGAGGACGAUUUGAAGAAAAUUGCGGGCAUGGAGCGGAAAAAGAGACGACAACGAAACUCUCGUUAG